CAUCCCCGCUUCCAUGAGGCCGGUGCCCCGGCCCCGCGGUGCCGGCGAGCGCCAGCGCCUGUUGCUUCUUUCCGCAGAAGGGUGCUGGAGGCGGCCAAGAGGGCGAACCAGACGGGACAUUUCAUCUGGAUGGGCUCGGACAGCUGGGGCUCCAAAAUCUCCCCCGUCCUGCACCUGGAGGAGGUGGCCGAGGGCUCCGUCACCAUCCUGCCCAAGCGGGUCUCUGUCAAAGGUUUCGACCGCUACUUCUCCAGCAGGACGCUGGACAACAACCGCCGAAACAUCUGGUUCGCUGAGUUUUGGGAGGAGAAUUUCCACUGCAAGCUGAGCCGGCACGCGCUGAAGAAGGGCAGCAGCAUCAAGAAGUGCACCAGUAAGAGCUGUGGGGAUGCUGUGGGCGAGCAGGCGCGCCUGG
Messenger RNA from Phaethon lepturus (White-tailed tropicbird), 415 nucleotides. Its product is annotated as metabotropic glutamate receptor 4-like. NCBI's taxonomy places the organism in Eukaryota, Metazoa, Chordata, Aves, Phaethontiformes, Phaethontidae. The annotation marks the transcript as partial. The record is from RefSeq and is a predicted model, not a curated record. Gene Ontology annotation, biological process: G protein-coupled glutamate receptor signaling pathway; regulation of synaptic transmission, glutamatergic. Gene Ontology annotation, cellular component: membrane. Gene Ontology annotation, molecular function: adenylate cyclase inhibiting G protein-coupled glutamate receptor activity. The transcript is spliced from 2 exons.